CUAGAUAGUCUUUUCGGUGACGAAAGUGUGGAAGGGCCGGCCCCCUUCUCGACGCGAUCAUCCAACAUCUUAUUUCCUUCUUUUUAUGUUUUCAUCGCAGUGCAGCUUAUCCUCGUCUGCCUUGUCGUACACACACACUGCAAUUGAAUGAAACCAGAAGCGAAUGCCGCUCCGCGUUGGCGGAACGCUCCCGCGACAGACCAUUCUUUUUUCAACAAUCUUUCCCAUCCGCCGUCCACUUCCUUGGAUUCAAACAGCAAUUGGACUCCCAUGCACACCGCCGACUUUGUUCCAAAUGCUUCGCUAGCGUCUACCGAAACUGCGAACCGAUCGUUUGUCUCGACACCAACUCGACCGAUUUCUCCGCGCAGCAGUAGGACGGUCGACCACGGCGACGGCACGGAACUACGGCCUGCAACAACAACAACAACUUCAACCCCACCCAAUCAGCCACAAACACAAAUGUACUUCCCUAUGCUACCGCGUAACGUCGAAAGCUCCCAAAUUGACCCCGCAAGGAUUACACAGUACCCGUUAGGCCAAAAGCAGGUCUCCACCAAACAAAGAAAUCAUCAGCAACUGGAAUCGGAACAGUUUGAUUCCUUGCAAAACAAGUGGGCGGUGAAAGACGCAGCGAACGAGAAGAGCGGUAUCUACGUCUCGGGCUCCGAUACUUCCUUGUUGCAUUCAAGCUUUCCGUCUCGCACCACAAAUACUAUUCGACCGUCUCCACUCGUCACCGAAAUCAUGAGGCUUCCAGCGAAGCGAAACUUUGAUACGACAAAAGAUCACAAGACGAACGCGCUGUCGAGAAAAAUUGAAUUUUCCGGAGCUCCGGUGGCUGUGACGACUAGUGGCUCUGCUGGGAAUGCGCCUUUUGCGACAGGGCAUUCGCCCAUACUGCAACCCGGUGGGCUUCAAUCCUUGCAGCCUCCACCUCGAUUCCGAUCCAUAUCGGAUACUGUCGCAAUAGGUUCAGGGGUUUCCCCAUCAACAGGCAGUGGCUCUGCACAAGCCGAUGCACAGCUGCGCAUCUCUAAUCCCUACGCUACGACAGAAUUUGGAUCUCGAUCCAAUUCGCCGCUAGCUACAGCGUCAGACACCAUGGAUUAUAAUUCCCUGCUUCACAAUUCCUGCAAGCUGUACCCUACAACAAUCACGAUAGUGGAAAGCGCUUUGCGCUUCGAUCCCGAAGGUAUUCGCAGAAAGGUUUCGAUUGUAUGUGAGAGAAACAUGGGUGGUCAAACGAGCAAACUGCAGGCGGUGGAGCGAUACGUUUAUCCGAUAAACAUUGCGCUCAGAUUCAAUGCCGCCUUGGACGUACUGCAACUACUUGCAUCCAAGGGACCAGAAGUAUUGAUGGAAUCAGAUGGUUUGGAUCAUAUGAGUUCGCUGGGUAUCGCGCUAGCUCUUGGGCACCAAACGAAGGUUAUCUACUUGUUACUCUCGACGAAUCCCCGCAGUGCACGAACCAGAGAUCGUUACUCCAAUUUGCCCCUCCAUGUUGCUGUGCGACAACCUAGCAUUACUCUCGAGAUUGUCGAAAUGGUACACAUGGCCUUUCCCGAAGCAAUCAAAGCCCGCAACUUUCACGGCCAAACUCCGUUGGACGUAGCUGUCCGAACGGUAGCUUGCCCAGACGCCGUGCUAAAUUAUUUGCAAAUAUCUGCUUUCGGGCAGCUCGAAGCGGCUGCCGACCAUUUUGACGACUCCGAUUUCAUCUAGCUAAAAAAGGACUUCAGAGAGCGAAAAGUUUCUUAUGCUAGAACUUGAGUACGUUUUGCU
This is a messenger RNA of Phaeodactylum tricornutum CCAP 1055/1, 1785 nucleotides long. RefSeq lists its product with no specific name. Gene Ontology annotation, molecular function: protein binding. The transcript has a single exon. Bases 148 to 1725 code for a protein of 525 amino acids. Lineage: Eukaryota; Bacillariophyta; Bacillariophyceae; Surirellales; Neidiaceae. The record is from RefSeq and is a predicted model, not a curated record.